Vigna unguiculata (cowpea) is the source of this 656-nucleotide messenger RNA. RefSeq lists its product as uncharacterized. Lineage: Eukaryota; Viridiplantae; Streptophyta; Magnoliopsida; Fabales; Fabaceae. The record is from RefSeq and is a predicted model, not a curated record. Gene Ontology annotation, cellular component: oligosaccharyltransferase complex.
UUUGCAACCCAAUGUUGGAGUUCUGGCCUGAUAAUUUGGGCCAUAGAGAAUCCAAAUGCUAAGCUGGGCUUGGUGGAAGUGUAAGGUGAGGUGAUUAGCGCUGACGCUGAAAUAUAGAGUAGAGUCAGCAAGAACGAAGGGGUUUGUACUCUGCAUCUGCACUUCGGACCUUGCAAGAUCCAGUGCUGUAAUCUCUGCAUUCUCUAAUGGCUCCAAAACCGAUUACGAGUCCUGUGCCCGAUUCGUGGUACCCCACACUCUCCGUCUUUACCCUCGCCAUCGGCCUCGUCUUAACCGCAUCUUUCUUCAUUUAUGAAGCAACCUCUUCUAGGAAAACUCGUUCACUUGUUCAGGAGCUUGCAACUGGAGCAGUUGCAUCAGUCUUCUUGGGUUUUGGGUCCUUGUUCCUCUUAAUUGCUUGUGGCGUUUAUGUCUAAUUAAACAUUGAAUUGGAUGAAAAUUUUGUGAAGCAAAUAGUUUUAUAUGACUAAAAGUUAUGAUCUUGAUCUAUCAAUGACAAUGUUGGUUAUGUGUAAUGUUCAAGAAGAUUAUGAUAUAUGAGGAUAGCUUUUAGACAUGAAUCUGCGUUACAUUUCUAUAUACUGAAUGCUGAUGAACAUUAUGGUUGAUAGUAUAAACAGCGUAAAUUUAUCUGA